AUGACUCGGUAUCGUGGACCUCCCACAUUCCGUAUAAGAACUUUCAGCGCGUACACCAAAGAUCAAGGUGCCACCUACGUGCAGGCACGCUCAGCUUAUCACUCCAAUUUGUUCAAGCGGAUCGUCGAUCACCAUGUGUCGACCGGGGGACAGCUCGGUACCCUUGUCGAUGUUGGCUGCGGACCAGGGACCGCAAUUCGAACCCUGGCCCCCCGCUUCGACUACGCUAUUGGGUUGGACGCCUCCGAGGGUAUGAUCGCUACUGCUAGACAACUGGGUGGCACUUCAGCCAACAAUCAACCCAUUCGGUUCGAAUCUUCGUCCGCCGAGGACCUGGGAGCGGACACAAACAUGAUUCCCAACGGUACCGUGGACCUGAUCAUCGCGGCCACUGCGGCGCAUUGGUUCGACAUGAGCCGAUUUUGGCCUCGCGCGGCCGAGUUGCUGCGACCAGGCGGCACGCAAGCAAUCAACCUGGACACGCUCGAAGCAGUCAUCAGAGCCGCUAGCCCGGUGACGCGAUGGCGACAGGCUCAUCCCGACCAAGCUGGGACAGAAAAGGAUGUGGUCAAGAUGAUCCGAGGGCAAAUUGCCCGUCUGCUGUAUGAGGCUGGAGUGUUACCAGGCGAGGAAAGAGUCAAAGUGAGAGUCACAGAGCGUCUUGUUGAUGGUGAAGCGGGUUGA
This is a messenger RNA of Penicillium alfredii, 684 nucleotides long. RefSeq names its product putative S-adenosylmethionine-dependent methyltransferase. NCBI's taxonomy places the organism in Eukaryota, Fungi, Ascomycota, Eurotiomycetes, Eurotiales, Aspergillaceae. The transcript has 3 exons. Bases 1 to 684 code for a protein of 227 amino acids. The record is from RefSeq and is a predicted model, not a curated record.